Molecule: messenger RNA, 2126 nt
Organism: Pyricularia grisea
Lineage: Eukaryota; Fungi; Ascomycota; Sordariomycetes; Magnaporthales; Pyriculariaceae
Exons: 3
Coding region: 204-2126 (640 amino acids)
Molecular function (GO): catalytic activity
Source: RefSeq, a predicted model, not a curated record
CGAGAACAGUAAUCACAGCACUCAAAACUGUUUGGAUUUGAUUUGGGAUAUCAUUGGUCAUAUCUCGACUGUUAAAACCAGACGCAUGUGUCCAAUUUUUGGAUCACCCAGUUGAAAAAAGAAUUGUCCUCGGUUUCUCUAUCUAGGUACCUAAUUUGUUCUCACAGACAGGGUAAAGAAAAGAAAACAAAGACACAGACAGAAUGCCUUCAUCACAAAGCGCAUCUUCAAAACGGGCAUUUGCCAAUUACCCGCUCCCCAAGGAAUGUCCCAACACCAGUUAUAACAAUCAAGUGGACAAAAACCCCCCUCUGCGAGGGUACAGCCUCGCUAUCGCGUCCACUUUCCUUGAAAAAUUCCCCUCACUGCAGACGUACUUCUGGUCCACCGCUGGCUUCGGCACCGUCAAGGACAUCCGCUACCUGGACGAUGCCCAGGCCAGGUUCCUGCAGGGGUCGGUGAUACCGCUCCCGGCGGAGGGCGAUGCCGCCACCACCACCAGACAGACCCCGGCGGAGCUGACCAGCCCGGCAGCCUACCCGGCGCAGGCGGCGCCGCGCUACCACUCCGCGGCCGACUUCCACGCCAUGUACAAGUCGGGCGCCGCGACCCCGCUGCAGGUGGCGACGGCGCUGCUGCCGUACAUCACGGGCGACAGGGGCGCCGAGCACGCAACGGCCUGGACGGCCUGCAAGCGGGACGAGGUGCUGGCCGAGGCGCGCGCUUCGACCGAGCGCUGGGCCGCGGGUAAGCCCAUCGGCGUGCUGGACGGCGUGCCCUUUGGCGUCAAGUGUGAUACCCCCGUCGCGGGCUACGUCAACACGUUUGGCAUCAAGCCGCAGGCUGGGCUGAGCUUCUUCAAAAAGGUGCAGGAGGAGGAUUGCUGGCCGGUCAAGAAGAUGCGCGAGGCCGGCGCUAUCAUGGUUGGGAGGUUGAACAUGCAUGAGGUUGGGAUGGAUACCACGGGGUGUAAUCCCGCAAUCGGCACUCCCACAAACUGGUACAACAAAUCCUACUACCCAGGCGGCUCGUCUUCUGGCGGCGGGUCGGUCCUCGGCGUCGGCCUGAUCCCCAUAUCCAUCGGCACCGACGCGGGCGGGAGCGUGCGCAUCCCGGCCGCCUUCAACGGCUGCUUCGGGCUCAAGGUGACGCACGACCGCACCAUGGCCAUGAACAGCCUCAUGUGCGUCACCGGCCCGCUCGGCGCCACCGCGUCGGACCUGCGCGCCGCCUACCGCGUCAUGGCCCAGCCCAACCCAGAAUGCGAGGUGCAGGGCAAGUUCGCGCCCACGUUCUGCCCGUCUCCCACCGCCACCAGCAACAACAACAACAACAACAACAGCCGACCAAAACUCCUCGGCAUCUGCAAGGCGUGGGUGGAGCUCGCCAAGCCGCCGGUGCGGGCGUGCUUCGACGCGGCCGUGGCGCACCUGGUCGAGAAGCAAGGCUACACGGUCGUCGACAUCGAGCUCCCCUACCUCCGCGAGGGCCAAGUGGGCCACGCGGCGGGUUGCCUGGUGGAAGGGGUGGACCACGCGCGGAUGCGGCACGACCCGGCGGCGGGCGACGGGGGCAGCUGGCUCGACAUGCUGUCGUACCCGUCGCGGGUGGUGCUGUCGGUCGGGCAGCACACGCGCGGCGUCGACUACAUCAAAAUCAUGCAGCUGCGGCAGCUGCUGAUGCGGCACCUCGCCCACCUGUACUCGGAGAAGCACCCGGGCAUGCUGAUCGUGAGCCCGCUCAGCGCCAUGCCCGGCUGGGCCAAGCACCCGGCCGAUGCGCGCUUCGGCGUCAGCGACGGCAACACCACCUUUGAAAACAUGCGAUACGUUUGGCUCUCCAACAUGACGGGCUGCCCGAGCGUGAGCGCGCCCAUGGGUUACGUCGAGCCCAAGGUCGGCGAGGGUAGGGUGCCGGUUGGCAUCAUCGCCAUGGGCGAGUGGGGCGAAGAGGAAAGCCUGUUGGACUGGGCUGCCGACGUUGAGGGCUACCUCAACGGGAUGGAAGGGGGCAGGCCGAGGCCGAAGGAAUGGAUUGAUGUGAUCCAGUUGGCCAAGGAGACUGAGAGCGAGGAGCUCGAGGUUGGGGACGUCAAGGUUGGGAAGCAAAGACAGCAAAAGUUGUGA